Mesorhabditis spiculigera is the source of this 738-nucleotide messenger RNA. Lineage: Eukaryota; Metazoa; Nematoda; Chromadorea; Rhabditida; Rhabditidae. The record is from the annotation of a GenBank genome assembly.
AUGGUCUCAAUCGGGAAGGAAGAGGAAAAGCUGGAAGCUGGCGAUCUGAAACCAAAAACCGAUAUGUCAAGUCUGGAGGAGGGAGAGGUGGAAAUGCGGGAAUCCAUGCUGGCAACAUACUCAAAAAAGCUGUGGGGUAUUGUGCAAGGAGGAUGGAAUUGGGCACCCAUUUUGCGCACAAAGCGCGAAAAAUGGAUCAUUUUCGGCGGCACGUUGUAUACUGAAGGGUGGUUCGGAAACUACACAUCGCAGGAGCUGCUCUUUGACCGAAUCUCGCCCGCCCCAUCGAAUCGUCUUGUGUACAUCCGUGCGCGCGACUGGAAACCAUUCAUCGCGAAUCCGAUCCCUUGCUCAGCCUUGUAUGUCCACUUUGAAACGCGAGAUGAGCAAGUUCGGGUGGUCGCCCAACUCCUAGACGUUUAUCCAGACCCGAACCAGCUUGUGUACAGUAAGAGCGAGGAGUGCUUCAUCGCCGGAAAAGUCAUCAUAUUCAAAAAUUGUGGGUCUGGUUGUGGAGUCGAGGUGGAGGUCAUCGACAAUUUCUCAUCUCAUCGACACAACCCGAUGGGUAUGGCCGGGCUGCGCAAAGCGCGAGAAAUGGAUCAUCUUUGGCAGUACGGCAGUUUGGGCGAAUACACAGCACAGAAGCUGCUCUUCGACCACAUCUCAUCCGACGUGCCGGAUCGUCUUGUCUACGUCGUCAGUUUUGUGUUUUUCAUGCCUUGGUUUGAUUUUGGU